This is a messenger RNA of Rodentolepis nana, 1074 nucleotides long. The record is from the annotation of a GenBank genome assembly. NCBI's taxonomy places the organism in Eukaryota, Metazoa, Platyhelminthes, Cestoda, Cyclophyllidea, Hymenolepididae.
AUGGAUAAGUUAACGAAACUUGUAGAGCGACUUGAGAACAUAGCUGACCAUUUGGAAACAGCAAAUAUUCGUGAAAAAUCGUUAAAAUUAAUUGAAGGAGACAAUAAUAAUUCCGUUGUUUUACAACCUUCAAAAAUCCCAACAAUGAAUAGUGCCUUAAAUGCUCCUCUUCAAAAACUCGUCUCCCUUAGUGCGGACAUAAGCCCUGAUGUCAAAAAACAGUGUGAUUUGCUUGUUGUUGCCUUCAAAGCUGUAUCAGAUUUUGUCGAAUCCGCUUCCUCAAUGUCAAAGCCUAGUGACUCCCAACUUCCUGGUGUUCUUAGCCCAUGUUCUGCUGCCAUUCAAAAGGUUGUGGAAUACAAGGACGCCAAUCGAAGCUCUGCUGACUUUAACCAUUUGGCUGCUGUCGCUGAAUCUGUAUCGGCUCUAGGAUGGGUAGCCAUGUCCGGAAAGCCUUGUGAUUACAUUGAAGAAAUGUCAGAAGCUGGAAAAUUUUACUCAAAUCGAAUUUUGAAAGAGUUCAAGGAUAACAAUAUGCUCGUUUGUGAUAUUGUCUUCCAUCCUCGUUGUAGAGACGAGAAGCGCGUUCAGUGGGUGCACGCACUGACUGAUCUCUGGAAGCAGCUGAAAGCUUACACUAGUGCCAACUACCCAAGUGGUCUGGUCUGGGGCAGCGCGGGUUCUCCCUCUUUUGCCCCUCCACCAUCAUCAGGUGGAGCUCCACCACCGCCACCCCCUCCUUGUCCUGAGCCCUCUGAGUCUUCAGCACAGCCUUCUGGUCCAGACACUAGGGCACUGUUUGCUGAAAUCAACCGUGCUGAUGCUGCAAGCAGGGGUCUUCGCAAGGUGAAAAAGGGCGCAGAACACGCUGCCGGUGGAGUUGUCCCGAGUGGAGCUAAGAAAACCGCUGCACCGGCCAUCCCUGCACGACCUGACCAACGCAAGGCCGUCGACCAAUCCAAAGUGGAACUGAUUGGGAAUAAGUGGAAUGUGGUAAGCACUUUGAUCUCUGCCACACUAUUGACUCACCUGUGUGUUGAUACAAUGGAUUUGUUUAAGAGAUGGCAGAAGUAG